UGAUCAAAUAUUUGUAGGAUCAAAAUCACUUGUAAGCUUUACAGGAAAAAGGGGGAAAAAAGUGAGGAUCAAGCAUAGAUGGAAAACAUGGGAGUUUUAGGCAAGGUGGUGGAUUACCUUCUAUUGUUAUCAUUCUUCAGCAUCACAUUAACAGCUCAGUUGGACAUCCCCGAGUCCAUCCUCCCCCACGCCUACAAUCCCUUCUAUCAAGUUUAUACCACGUUAACCCAAGAUUAUUUGGUGCUUGAGCAGCCUGCUUUUUUCAAGGCACUUAUGACGUUGGAACUUGUUUACCAACUCCCUCUCGCUUUGCUUAACAUCUAUGGGUUGUUAUACUCUAAGCCCUGGUUCAACACCACCUGCCUCCUCUUUGGUGCCUCUAUCGUUGCCUCUACGACAGCUAUGGUGGGAGACAUUCUCAAUUCCCAGAAGGCAUCAGCCAAUUUGAUGGCCAUGUAUUAUCCACCGUUUCUUCCAUUAGGGGUUCUGGCCAUAGUGCGAGGGGUGGUUGGACAAUCGAGCAAGGCUGCUCCAUCCAUUGGCAAUGGACCUUCGUCGGCUGUGAAAAAGAGGGCUUAAAGUUGAUCCCCGAUAAGUUUCAAACGUCUUCUUUAAGAGACCAUGCUAAUACAAUAAUAAGGGAGGGAUUCUAAUCUGUUUGAUCCGCAGCUAAAUAAGGAUAAAAAAAAAAAAAACGAAGUAGGCAAAUUACAAAUAUAUUAGCAAUCUAAUAGAAUUUGUAAUACUUGCUUAGGCUGCAUUUUCAGCUUGUUUUGUUUACAGUGUGUAGCGCAGUUUUUAAUGGCCUACUUGUCUUUGAUUAAUGCAAAUUUUAUUUAAAUUUGUA
Gossypium raimondii (Peruvian cotton) is the source of this 847-nucleotide messenger RNA. RefSeq lists its product as uncharacterized. The record is from RefSeq and is a predicted model, not a curated record. The transcript is spliced from 2 exons. Lineage: Eukaryota; Viridiplantae; Streptophyta; Magnoliopsida; Malvales; Malvaceae. Bases 79 to 579 code for a protein of 166 amino acids. Gene Ontology annotation, cellular component: endoplasmic reticulum.